Messenger RNA from Dicrocoelium dendriticum, 4231 nucleotides. Lineage: Eukaryota; Metazoa; Platyhelminthes; Trematoda; Plagiorchiida; Dicrocoeliidae. The record is from the annotation of a GenBank genome assembly.
GUAGCACUAUAACAAAAUGACCUUGCAUGGUGAUCUUUGGAAAAUGAGAUUUGUUUCCGCUUAUAGGGAGUUUUCCUUGGACAGUUCAUAGUGGAGUACACAAUGUCGGGGCAGAAGACAGCUUUAAGAAAAAAACGACAGGUUUCUGUGCUAUCAUCUGAGGCGCCACGACGAUAUAAUAUUUCGGACGACGCUCAUGGCGACAGAAGGAGCAUAGUAACAUUUCGAACCCAGGAUCCAAGCUAUUACCGUUCAAUCCCCCUGGUAAACACCCCGGUGAUAAGGGCCAAAAAUAAUGAAUCAGCGCGUACGAGUUCCCCCCAACUACCACGGGAUGCCUUACCCCAACGCCUCGAAAGACUUGCCUCGACAGCCCAACAUCGCAGUAUACAUGAGUUUGAUCCCGUUGCGCUGCGUUCACCGCCAAGUAUUUCAUCCCGCCGUUCAGUACCCAUAGCUUCAGUAACUUUGGCACCGUCACCGCGCAACCCGAUUGAUGAGUCAAUGGAGGUAACCAAUAGAGGAAUACCCCAGAGGCAUUCCAUGUAUGAGAACUCUAUUAUUUCCGACUUCCCUCAGACAGACAGGCCAGUGGUACCCAGACACAAGAAUGUCCUCAGAAACGAGGACUAUGUGGCCCAAAUUAAUGAAGAUCUCCUGGAACAACCCAAAGCUCCAAUGACAUUCUCUCAAGCGUAUAAUGCAAUAAACUCGAUUAGUGCCUCAGGUUUUGAUGUCUCACUAAACAGAUUGGAUUCCGGAGCUCAAAGUAUGGACAGUAUGGACCAGAACGCCCUUGAUUUUGAAUCCGAUGAAAGCGUGCUACAGCAACACAAAAUUAUUAAUGUUGAGGAAGAGUUCGAGGAUCGCAUCCGACAACAAGAUAUGUGGUUAGAUGUUAUGCACAUGGAGAAGCUCAAUUUGGAGAACAGAAUGAGGCAAGCAUUAAGGCAUCGUCAAGAGCUGGAGGAUCAGUUGAAGUACAUGCGACAGAACACAGAAAGUCAUGUCAGAAAUAGCCAAAAUUGGGGACUCCAGAGGACUACCAGUUACUCGCCUCAAACUUGUCAUGUGCUGGAACAAAUACAACCGAACCAGAGAUCUAGCCCUUCUGCGCACUUUCAGAGGAGGGCUUCGAGGUGGUGUGUAUCCCCAAUUGAACGCUUUUCCGGUGUGAGUGAACGAACCACACAUCCGGUACGUUAUUGCAAUGAGCCCUACUUGAUCGGCAGUCCUCCGGGGGAUGGCAGUGAGCUCUACUAUCUAGAAGAUGAGCGUGCCGAUACUCCUGAACGAAUGACUUCACCAAACUAUCACUUUCGAGAGAAUCAACGUACUACCAAGAAGUACCACCCGAAGUAUCUGAGUGAAGACCGAAUUCCUUCUAAUUCUUCACCACAUGGCUCUUUGGCCGCUUCCGUAGAAGCUCCUAUGCAUAACAUGAUCAGACGUGCUUGCUCACCUAAAAAGCUCCUCAGUGAGCAUCAUAAAGUGGACUCCUUUCCAAGUGGGAUAGAUGAACCAAGUUUGAAGUUCGAAGAGCUCGCCACCUCAGCAAACGCAUUUCAUCAGAAAAUCAACCUGACAAGUCGUGACGUAGAAAGCUAUUAUCACUUUAAUUUGGACAAAACUCCACCAACAACCCAGUAUGUCUCUGAAACGCAUCAUUUAUCUUCACUGACGGAGCCAAUUGACCCGGAGUUGGCGGAGAUAUGUGCACGUCAAGUACCUCAACCGCAAGCAGAUUGUCGACACAAUGGACAUCUUCGUGGCCCUCGUAUCGCGGACUCAGUAUGCUCAAUGCCGGUGCAUCUGGAAGAAAGUACUGACUCUGAGGCAGUAACCACACCGGAUCUCGAUGAGCGCAGGUCAUCUGCAUUGGAAUCCCGUGCAUCAGUAAACGGGACAUUGAAUGCCGAACCCAAGAACCAACUAACUGACGCUAAGCACAUGAAGGGAAAAGUAUUGAUAUCGGACGAUCAGACGGAACUCAACCGUAUGUCACGGUCUCCAAUGACGAAAUCACUUUCGCAGAUCGACGCUAUUAGUGUAACUAGAGUUUCAAAGAAUGAGAGAAGGCAGUGUUCAGAGAAUAGCAUCCACGGAAUUUCGGCACAGUCGAAAUACGAACUGUUCAACCUCAAGAGCACAACACCUGCUAAUGAGAAGUUUACACCACCAAUUCCGGUCGUGACCGUGACUCAUGAGCCGUCGAAGAUGGAGCAAGCCCGAUUAUUGUCAUACGAGACAACUAAGGUGGGGGUAAAUGGAAAUCCGAUAGAACAAGCAGUUUUCGAUGUUCGCGAAAAAGUGAGAUUCAUUUGCCUAGGUCCUGUCGAGGAUCCACCGCUUACCGGACAGAGGUCAAUGGAGCAUCCUAUCACUUCUAACAGACCGGAAAUGAAAACUUAUCAUUCAUCCAGCUGGAUUGCUAUUUGUACUGGAGAGACCACAGUAUCAGUGUACGACUUCAAGACGCGCUCCAAGCUUGUUACUUUCCGCGAUCAUGAACGAUACUCAAACAGUCCAGUAAUUACUACCAUACCAUUUGCGCUAGCCAGUCAGUCAGUCGGGAGUCCGGAAUCCACAAGAUCAAAGGACAUGAAGAGUCAGUGUGCAUCUGGGUUCUUGUGCGUUGUUCAACAAGAUGGGCAAAUGACUUUAUAUAAUAUAGCUGCUAAUCAAACUGCUGGCAGACUCUACGUUCGUCGCAGCGUCAUUCAUGCAUUGCCGCUACCCGUGGUGCAAACCGACUUAAGCAGUCCCGGUCACAGCAUUCUGAUAAUCGAUCAGUACGGUGCUAUAUUGCUCUGUCAUUGGACUAUCUUUCCUAUUCCAAACUCCAAUGCAACGCCUUCCUCCGCAUGCUGGGAUGGUCAGGUUCAUGAUCUGGGAACGAAUAUAUUUGAUCAGCUAGAUAGAGAACCUCGUUUACCACCUUCCUACGUCUGUUGUGUCUGCCCCUGCCGUGAUACGGAUCCUUAUCCCAGAAGCGAGUCACCAAGGCGCAUUCCAAGCCCCUCGAAUAGUGGUCCUGUGAACUACUUUUAUCUGGCAGUCGCAUCUCUCAAGAAGGUGGAUAGGGUCAAGCCAAUCACAUUGCACCUGUGCUGCUGGGUUUCCAUUAGGCAGCAAUUACGAACCAUUUUCAAUGUGAGCAAGCAAUUACAUAUUGAUCCAAACAGUGCUCUAAUUGGAAUUACCUACACCGAGAUUGCAGGAGCGGCUGCGUUGUGCGUGUGCCUGUCCUCGGAUGCAUUUUGGUUCAGCUUGAAAUCCCUCGACAUCGUUUCAACUUUGAAGUUCCCGUCUUGUGCUCAACCAGUGAAUUACCUUUCCCAAAUGUGGGGUCAUUCGUAUCCCGCUUCCAUCUCCUCCACACCGCAAAACGAACGUUUGUGGGUUGCUGCCAAAUUCGGCCGCAUUUUGGAAAUUACAGCUUUCGAAAGUCAACGUCGUCGUGAUGCAAGCAAUCGUGCGUUUAUGAUGUUGCUUUAUAUUACUCCUUGUGAUUCAAAAGUUACUUCCAUCGCAUCAGAAAGCAGCGAACAGGAUAUUAGUUACAGACACGGUGCUGCGUCGAAGUGGAAUGUAUGCAGUGGACUUUAUCCUGUUGCUGAGACACUAGCGGUGGCUCGGUCAUGUGUGGCGUGUGGAUUCGACGCGGAUACCGAAGCAGCUUUGAUAUGAUUGCUGUUGGAACUGAUAAAGGUGAAAUUCAUAUGAUAUGCUUGCCCAAGUUAUACCACAUCUGCGAGGUGCCAAGAUGCGAACUGGGCUUUAUCUCGCCUGAAGAUCUGGUUCAUCAUCUAGUCCGUGAUCAUUAUUUGAGCAGCUCCGCGAUCUUUGAAAUCGGUGGAUUCCAGUGCAAUUGGCCUUGCUGUGAUUUCUCGCUGGCUUGCUCCAAACGCCCCAUUCAAAUUGAGAUUCUUGAAGAACACGCUCGGCAGCAUCUUUCUGUCUCAUGAACUUGACAACUUUAUAGUUAACCCAAUGAAUUGUCAAACGACCUCGAGGUGCCGUAAAAGUAUACACUGUACCCUGGCCAUCUACGAAGUUACCAUUUUGUGAAUUCUUUUUCACUUCUUCGACGCUAAUUUAUUGUUCCGUUGUUUCCUCAAUGCUUCGAAAACUUUAUUUUUCUUCUUAUUCGGUGCUGUCCUUUUUUAAUUCCAAAAAUAUGUUAUACCGUUUGACCAGUGCUGUUAUUCAAUUGAAUAUUUUGAUUGCG